AUGGAAAGUUCCAGCUGGUUCGAGAACCGAGGGGGCGUGGCGUGGGGCGCGGGGGCGUGGCUAGCCGAGGGGGCGUGGCGGGCCGUCUGCGCAGCUGCCAGAGCCUUUAAGCCCGGGCUCGCGCGGCCGGAGCGUGCUUUCGCCGCUUGGGAGCCUUCCGGCGCAGUCCCCAGCCUGGUCCCCGCGGUCCCCGACCUCGUACGUCCCCGGAGCCGGCUCGGUUCGGAGCUGCGCGCUGUGCAUUCGGGUAUGCCCCGCUACGAGCUGGCUUUGAUUCUGAAAGCCAUGCAGCGGCCAGAGACUGCUGCUGCUUUGAAACGUACUCUAGAAGCCCUGAUGGACAGAGGGGCAGUAGUGAGGAACCUGGAGAACCUGGGCGAACAGGCGCUUCCUUACAAGAUGUCCUCGCAUAGUCAGCGGCACACCCGAGGAGGGUAUUUCUUGGUGGAUUUUUAUGCGCCAACAACAACUGUUGACGGCAUAAUGGAGUAUCUGUCUCGAGACACUGAUGUGAUUAGACCGAAUAUUGUAAAACACCCUCUGACUCAGGAAGUGAAAAAGUGUGAAGGGAUCGUCCCAGUCCCACUUGAAGAGAAGCUGUAUUCCACGAAGAGGAGGAAGUGAGAAGAUUCGCCAGAUCUUAGCCUUAUAUUUAAUUCUCUCACUUUUGAGCACCGGGGAUUAAUAAUUUACAAGCUUGACCUUUAUAUAAGAGGGUGCUGCAGGCGCCACUUGAUUUUUCUGAGAUAUUUUUAGCUCUUGAUCCUCGUUGCUGUGGGAAGUAGGGGCAUGGCUUGCUUAGAGCCUCUUUGUGAUCUGUGGUCCCCGCUUGGCUUCCUCGAUUCUGUUUCCUGAAUGUAAUUUGUCAGGACUUUUGCCCUGCAACAACACUAACACUAUUUUGAAGAGCAAAGCUUGUAAAAACUGCCUUGGGUUGCAAGCUAGUCAUUCAGACUGUAUACAACCAUGCAAAAUAAAAUUUUAAGACCAUCGUA
Molecule: messenger RNA, 995 nt
Organism: Camelus dromedarius (Arabian camel)
Lineage: Eukaryota; Metazoa; Chordata; Mammalia; Artiodactyla; Camelidae
Gene: MRPS6
Product: mitochondrial ribosomal protein S6
Exons: 4
Coding region: 1-624 (207 amino acids)
Biological process (GO): translation
Cellular component (GO): ribosome; mitochondrial small ribosomal subunit
Molecular function (GO): small ribosomal subunit rRNA binding; structural constituent of ribosome
Source: RefSeq, a predicted model, not a curated record